UUCGCCCCCGCCCCUGACCGAAGUAGUAUAAAAGCACUGGCCGCCUCCUCCUCAUUGAGAUAAAACCGUCCCGGCGGCUCCGGUACCAGGGUCCAGCCUGUGACAGCUCGUCCAGGCCCGGACGCUGGAUCAACAUCUGUGACAUCACGUGUGCGCUCCCGCUACAUCUGUAGUCACAUCUACAGCCACCUUGGCCGAGGAAUCUACACUUAGGUUCGGAACCUAGGUGGCUACAAGUUCUCAAACCUCAUCUGUGACCCUCAACAUCCUAAAACCUGGGUCACACUUGUGCAACUUAAAUUCCCACCUGUUACCAACACCCAUAAACACUUAAAACACAUUUAUGAAACUUGGUCACACUAUCUGUGGCUACAACCUAAAACCAUAGAGACACCCUAGGGACUCUUCCCUUAUUUGUAAUACCCGACUGGUCCAGUGACAAGUCAUCACAGAGUAGUAGCACCUACUUUGAUUCUCCCAGACUGCCCGUGUAGAAGGAGCAAUGGCUGAACUGAGGGGGCCCCAGCGAGUGCUGUUUGGAGAUUGGCUAUUGGGUGAGGUCAGUAGCGGCCAGUAUGAGGGGCUGCGAUGGCUGAAUGAGGCUCACACAGUCUUCCGUGUACCCUGGAAGCAUUUCGGUCGUAGGGAUCUGGAUGAAGAAGAUGCACGGAUCUUUAAGGCUUGGGCUGUGGCCCGAGGGAGGUGGCCACCUAAUGGAGUUAACUUACCACCCCCAGAGGCUGAGGCUGCUGAGCGAAGAGGCUGGAAGACCAACUUCCGAUGUGCUCUCCGAAGCACAGGGCGCUUUAUCUUGCUUAAAGACAAUUCAAGGGACCCGGCUGAUCCACACAAGGUGUAUGAACUUAGCCUGGAGCUUGGAUCUGCUGUAGGCCCAGCCAUGGAAAAUAGGGAAGAAGUGACCCUCGGCAAUGCCCUACCCACACAGGGUGUGUCCAUAGGAUCAUUCCUGGCAAGAGGAAAUGCUGGGCUCCAAACCCCAAGCCCUCUGCUUUCUAGUGAUGCUGGAGACCUCUUGCUUCAGGUUCUGCAAUACAGCCACAUACUGGAGUCUGACUCGGGAGCAGACUCCAUGCCACCACAGGCACCUGGCCAGGAGCAAGAACACGUUUCUGACGAACCCUAUGCAGCAUGGCAGGUGGAAGCUGUCCCCAGCCCCAGGCUUCAACACCCAGCUCUGAACACCGAGCACAACCUUGGGUCCCUGGAUGUGACCAUCAUGUACAAAGGCCGCACAGUGCUACAGGCAAUAGUGAGGCACCCCAGAUGUGUGUUCCUGUAUAGCCCGAUGAGCUCAGCAGUAAGAACUUCAGAGCCCCAGCCGGUGAUUUUUCCCAGCCCAGCUGAGCUCCCGGAUCAGAAGCAGCUGCACUACACGGAGACUCUUCUACAGCAUGUGUCUCCAGGCCUGGAGCUGGAGCUUCGGGGACCAUCUCUGUGGGCCCUGCGUAUGGGCAAGUGCAAGGUGUACUGGGAGGUGGGCAGCCCUAUGGGCUCCACCAACCCCUCCACCCCAGCCCAGCUGCUGGAGCGCAACUGCCAUACCCCCAUCUUCGACUUCAGCACUUUCUUCCGAGAACUGGAGGAGUUCCGGGCUCGAAGGCGGCAAGGAUCACCACACUACACCAUCUACCUGGGUUUUGGGCAAGACUUGUCAGCAGGGAGGCCCAAGGAGAAGAGCCUGAUCCUGGUGAAGCUGGAGCCAUGGCUAUGCAAGGCCCACCUGGAAGUCGUGCAGCGUGAGGGCGCAUCUUCCCUGGAUAGCGGCAGUCUUGGCCUGUGCUUGUCUAGCACCAAUAGUCUCUACGAUGACAUUGAGCACUUCCUCAUGGACCUGGGUCAGUGGGCUUGAUUCAGAACCCCGGCUCCCAAUAAAUAGUUCAGAAUCAGC
Grammomys surdaster is the source of this 1909-nucleotide messenger RNA. RefSeq names its product interferon regulatory factor 7 (gene Irf7). The transcript has 10 exons. The record is from RefSeq and is a predicted model, not a curated record. Gene Ontology annotation, cellular component: nucleus. NCBI's taxonomy places the organism in Eukaryota, Metazoa, Chordata, Mammalia, Rodentia, Muridae. Gene Ontology annotation, biological process: regulation of transcription by RNA polymerase II; immune system process. Gene Ontology annotation, molecular function: protein binding; DNA-binding transcription factor activity, RNA polymerase II-specific; RNA polymerase II cis-regulatory region sequence-specific DNA binding. The coding region runs from base 503 to 1870 and encodes 455 amino acids.